AUGUCUACUGCACAGAGAAAAGACAGCAGGCACCUGUUUAACAGUUUUUAUACCUGUAAACUGAAGCUUCCAGAAGACCAGCAACAGCAAGAAAAAUCUGUCAUUGCUCAGCCAAUAUUUGUUUUUGCAAAGAGAGAACAAACUUUUAAGAGACCUGCAGAAGACACCCUGUACGAAGCAGCAGAACAUGAGUCUAAUGGUUUUCUGAGAAAGCGCGUACGGUCUUCAUCUUUUACUUUGCAUACUACACAUCUUCAGUCUCAAGGAGCAUCAACCUUGUCCCAGAAUCGAAUGAGAUCAUCAUCCUUCACUGACCUCCCGACCUUCCCUCCUUCUGGGCCGGUGAAGAAAAACAAUGUUUUUAUGACAUCAACUCAUGUGCAAAGGAAUGUUGAUAUGAACAGUGCAGAACAAGGUCCCGUGAAACAUUCUGAACAUGUUCUAAGACCUGCUAUUUUGCAACCACCUCAAGCUCAAAGGUGUGAAAAAGCAAGAAAAACAUUUGGACACGAUACCUUGGAAUCCUGCAAGAUUAAAGACAAAACGAAAAAUAAGAUUUCUGAGGGGAGCUCCUGUUUGCUAGGUGAAAAAUUACCCAGCACCAGAAUUUCAGUACUGCUGACUACUAAACAGAACUGUUUAGGUGCUACAUCAGUAGGAUGUCAACCAAAUGAAGAGAAGUAUUCUUUUAAAAGCUGCAGUUCUGAUUUCGUGUUUGGAGAAAACAUGGUAGAAAGAGUUUUGGAUAUUCAACAUCUCACCCAAUCUCAACCUGAAAAUGAUUCAUACACCAAGGAACAACCAUUCAAAUCCGUACUAGAAUUUCCUGUCAACUCUCUAAAUUCAAACUCUAUUAAAAAUAUAUCCCUAAUCGAAUCAGCUGCUGCUUUCUCUUCUAAGCCAUCACCCAAAUGCUUGCUGCAGAAAAUUGAUGUUGUAACAGGGGAGGAAGCUGAACAUAAUGUGUUGAAGAUCAACUGCAAGCUUUUUAUAUUCAACAAAACAACACAGUCCUGGACUGAAAGGGGCAGAGGAGCUUUGAGGCUGAAUGACACAGCAAGCAGUGACUGUGGAACAUUCCAGUCGAGACUAAUUAUGCGCAAUCAAGGCAGCCUGAGGCUGAUUCUCAAUAGCAAACUCUGGGCUCAAAUGGAGAUUCAAAGAGCGAACCACAAAAAUUUACGAAUAACAGCUACUGAUUUAGAAGACUAUAACAUCAAAGUGUUUUUAAUUCAGGCCAGUGCCAAAGAUACAGGGUGUCUGUACGCGGCAAUACAUCAUCGGCUCGUUGCACUUCGAAGCUUUGGUAAACAGGAAGAUGUAAACCAAGCGGAAAGCCAGUCAGAUACAAUCCUCCAACAAUUAAACUGUGAAAGCUGUGAUGAGGAUGAGGAUGAUUUCAUCAAAGCAACUAAGAAUAGAUCAGAUCCUUCGAGGUGGACCCACAGACAGUCGGUUGCCUGUUCAUGA
This is a messenger RNA of Puma concolor (puma), 1470 nucleotides long. RefSeq names its product RAN binding protein 3 like (gene RANBP3L). Lineage: Eukaryota; Metazoa; Chordata; Mammalia; Carnivora; Felidae. Gene Ontology annotation, biological process: protein export from nucleus. The record is from RefSeq and is a predicted model, not a curated record.